GUGUCAGCCUGGAUGAUCCGCAGGUCAUGAUGGCGAUCUCCGCCCUGAACGAAUUGAAAACCGAUUCAGUUUCUUCCCCUCCCAACCGUAAUGCGCCACUGCGUCGUAGGAUGACGGACCAGAACCAAGAACCCGAGCCUCUCUUGUCGCUAAUAACUACAGCCCAUCCCAUUAUCGAAAGCACGGUACAGCGAUCUUCUCACCUCUAUACAAAGACUAAGAACUUCUCUCCCCGCAUCAGAUCAGGCCUCGAAUACGUCGAGGGCUCGCUAAUACCUGUCGCGGACACGGUGAACAAUGUCGGUCGCAGAACCGGGAUCGAGUCCGGUGUCAGAUGGAUUCUUGGAAAGCGGACCAAAAGUUCCAGUGAUACUCGUGAGAGUGGCCAGAACAAGCGACAUAUGACUUCGAGACCAGUAAACGGUACAGGGGGCGAGGCACGGUUCUCAGAAGCUCCCACUGCUGAUGCAUCCCGCCGGACCUCGGUCAGCACCAUUGAGACGUUGCCCGCCUAUGACGACCAGCGAUCGCCAGCUUACUCUGAGACGGUUGAACAAAAUGGCCAAGCAGUCGAUCCAAAGUCGGCUCUCCAUGCGCAGCUGGGGAACGGACGGGUCCAGGUGACCACGUCCAGUCUCAAGGAGACCAUGAAGGAAGAAAGUUUACGUUCGCUCAAGUAUGUGCUUGAGACGUUGAGGGAUGUGACCAACACGCUCCAGCAGGGCACCAACGAGCUGAGCUCAGUACUUGAUCAGUAUGACAGGUCGACAACCAGGAGGGAUCGUGAAGACCACGUCAUGACCAACGGGUCCGCGCCGGAAGAAGAUCGUACGCGGCUGGUGGAGCGUAUGACUGAACUUCGGAAGAGCAUUUACUCCAACAUCAAGGACGUCUCUUCGGUUGUUGCCAAUUACACUGGCGCUGCUUUGCCCGAAAAUGCCGGCAACCUUGUUCGGCAUCAUCUGCUCAGCCUUCCCAUGGUCUGGAGUCAGGCUAGCAAAACCACUACCUCGAGCGAGCAACCAAACACGCAAGACCCGAAUGCACUUGUACGCAAGGCUGCCAAGGUGGCUCUCUCUUUUAGCAAAGAGGGAUUGCACAUUUUCUCACAGAUCAUGGAGAUCAUUCGUACCGCGACCGAUCACGCGGAAGACUGGAGGAACAAGAAGAUGAACCAAAUGACCCCUGCGAACGGCACAGAGCAGGAGAUUCGACCUUUGAUUGACCAACCUCUUCCCCAGGUUGCUACCAUCAACGGUGAUAUUCCCAUGAGGUAGAGACUCUUGUGAUUUGUGAGGAAACCGCAGCGAGCACCUAUCGUUUCAAAAAAUUGUUUGUUAUAAAAAAGAAGGAUAGCUUCGGCGGUCAGGGGUUUCGGCGAUUGAAAACUCAUGUUAUGACUAGAGCUUUUUGGUUGACGUAAAGAGCUGGGCUUGGAUAAUUGGUUGGGAUUCGAAAGAGACUUAUGCCAAGUCUCGGGACAUUAACAGUUAUAUACCACUUUUCUUUUCGUUUGUUUUAUUAGUUGAUCACAUCUGGGGUGCCGACAAGUUCUGGCGUCUGGGAGUACUCUCCACACCACAUUACCCUUGCCGGGACGGCGUUCUUGGUCUAUGUACAUAGUUCAUUUGUCCAAAGCACCACUUCUGACUGUUUGUCGACGUUUCCAUUUUCGAUCUUGAUCAAUUCAAAAGCAGGCAGCUGAAAUUGAAACUAUCACAGCAGCUCACUGGUUUCUUAUCUU
Molecule: messenger RNA, 1744 nt
Organism: Neurospora tetrasperma FGSC 2508
Lineage: Eukaryota; Fungi; Ascomycota; Sordariomycetes; Sordariales; Sordariaceae
Exons: 2
Coding region: 27-1277 (416 amino acids)
Biological process (GO): regulation of transcription by RNA polymerase II; phospholipid biosynthetic process; endoplasmic reticulum unfolded protein response
Cellular component (GO): endoplasmic reticulum; nucleus
Molecular function (GO): transcription corepressor activity
Source: RefSeq, a predicted model, not a curated record